GGGAUGUUGAUAACAACAGAAAACACGAACAAAUCAGAUGAUGAAAAAAUGUUUGAUGAAUUCAAAGCUAUGCAAGGCGAGUAUCACAAGCUAUAUUCGUCCUAUUUUUCAGGAAGAAAAAGACAUGAUGAUGUGAAUGAGAAGAACAUCUAUCAAUCAUCUAUAUUUAUGAUUGAUACGGUUUUGCAAUGCUGUUUGAACUUUAAAAAGUGUACUUCAUCGUAUUCCAGCAUACUCAAAAAAGCCAAGGCAUUUCUGGUUGCAUAUACAUGCGAGUUGGAAAAGUCAUUUGACCGAAAAAAAAAGGAAGAUGAGGGUGAAACUCAAAACAACAAGUGCAUCGUGUAUAAUAAACAGCCAGAGGUCAAGAGGAAAAUAAAUAUCACCCACAAUGGUAAGAGAAUAGAGAUGGAAAAUAUUUUCAACAAGUUCCAUCAGCGCAAUGAGCAAAAGGUUGAAGAAAAAGUUGUAGCGGAUAAAAGUCCGCUAAAUAGUCAAAAUACGAUGAAUUCAUCGGUCACAGAUUUGGAUGCAAGCAUUAAUAGCAUAUUAGGCGAAAAUUUUGCGAAGAAGAAGACAUUUGAGGUUGUAGAACCUGAGAUUGCGGGAGACAAACAAGAGUUUUUUGCACAGGAUAACAAUUUUACUGAUGAUAUUAAUGAUCAGAAUGAUUUAAAUGGGUUCAAAGGUGCAGAUGGUGAGCAUUUUGAAAAUAUAAUCGCCGGUAAAACUAAUGAUAUGAUAGAUUUGAGCGACGAAUUGUUCCAGAGUUUGGGAAUCGACUUCGCUGCUCCUGAAGGCAAUAAUGAUAACACCACAAUUCCCCUCAACAGAUUAUCGAACCAGAGAAAUAAAAAGCGCUACAAGUUUAAUACCAACAUAAACCAAAACAAGCGCAAAAAGAACGAUAAUAUUUCCAACUACGUUCGCCAACAACCGAAACAACAGCAUUAUAGCUUAUCGAAAAGUUUUUUUAAUAACUUACAUCACAAUAGAAGCCAAGACAGCCAGGUGGCUGCUAAUGUCGAUUUUCAAGGCACAAAUAUUCAAAAAAAUAUCGAAAAUAAUAUUUCCUUUGCUACUCGUAUUAAUAACUUAUGCGUGAAACAUAAGAUUUCGCAUCCAGAAUACAUAAUAGAACGUACCAACAACGUUUUUAUUUGUACAGCCGAGUUCUUUAGCCAAAAGUUUACCUCUCGAUAUUUCAAAACUAAGGAGGAGGCGAAAAACGAUGUUUGUCGGCUUAUUUGUGCUUUUUUAGAACCUGAAAAAAAUGACAUUGGAAAAUACUACGAAGAGUUCAUACUGGGUGGUAAAAGCAAUCAAUAAAUUGCUAGCUACAUUACUUAUCGAUAUUUUUAUUUUUCAUGUUUGUUCGAUUUUUCCGAAUGUUAUUGGCUUACAUGGUUUCUUUCUGUCGGCCCGUGUACACUCGUGGCUGUUUCUUUAAGAAUUAUUUGUCUUUGGAUGAUCACGAUGGGAUUGCCUGUUGAGUGCAUUUUACUUUAUGCUCGGUAUUUCAUUUAUUAGCACCUUAAAUGUGUUGCGAUGAUCAUUUGUG
Messenger RNA from Vavraia culicis subsp. floridensis, 1561 nucleotides. RefSeq lists its product as uncharacterized. The record is from RefSeq and is a predicted model, not a curated record. The transcript has a single exon. The coding region runs from base 4 to 1329 and encodes 441 amino acids. NCBI's taxonomy places the organism in Eukaryota, Fungi, Microsporidia, Pleistophoridae.